This is a messenger RNA of Adineta ricciae, 2514 nucleotides long. Lineage: Eukaryota; Metazoa; Rotifera; Eurotatoria; Adinetida; Adinetidae. The record is from the annotation of a GenBank genome assembly.
AUGCGACUUAUUUUAUCUAUCAUUAUUCUACUUCUAACAGUUGGCGCCCUCGAUGGUCGAAGCGAGUCAACAAAAACGGUGACCUAUCGGUCGACGCGUGAUAAUAAUACUGACGCUCAAUAUGCUGCACUAAUCUUCAAACCAGCUUCCAAUGAAGUCCAAAGAGCGUAUGUUCCACUUCGCAGCGUUUCUGUCGAAGCUACUAUUAAUGCAUUUGCUGCUGAUGUCACCUUAACACAAACUUUUGUCAAUCGUGGAAAAGAAUCUAUCGAGACAAUCUACGUAUUUCCGAUCGAAGAAAAUGCUGCAGUCUACUCAUUCACAGCACAGAUUAACAAUAAAACGAUCACUGCUGUUCUGAAAGAAAAGGCCAAAGCUGAAAAAGAAUAUAACACAUCGGUUCAACAGGGCCAUACGUCAGUUCUUUUGCGACAGAGCAAAGAAACCUUGGACACAUUCACAAUCAACGUUGGUGCUCUGCCACCUGGUAAAGAGUGUCGAGUCAAAAUCCAAUAUGUCACUGAACUGGACUUAGUUGAUAACAAUGCCAUUCGAUUUGUGGUGCCAACGACGAUUGCUCCUCGAUACAAUCCAUCACUGGGUCAUUUGCAGUCACCUGACAAGACCAAAGCAGAAUAUGUUCAGAAAACACCAUAUUCGAUGGACUUUCGAGCACGUGUUCUUCGAAGUGAAGAAUUCAAAGUUGUGCAAGUGGCCAAUCUUUCUCAUGCGGUGAAUGCUAGCAUGACAGGUGAAUCUAUCGACGUAUCUAUGGAAGGCAUUGCCCUCGAUCGCGAUAUUAUUCUUGAUAUCGAUAUACCUCCGAAUCACGCAUCACCAAUUGUAUCGGUUGAAAGUUACAACGAAAGCGCCCAAUACGCUGUUGCUCUUGCAUUCACACCAAGUCUAGCUGACUUUCUCAAGAUUUCGAAAGGGCGUGAAGAGUCUAAUACUGAAUUCAUAUUUAUAGUUGAUUGUUCGGGCUCAAUGAGUGAAGGUGGUCGUAUUGAUCAUGCAAGAGAAGCUAUGCUGCUAUUCAUUCGCAGUUUGCCUGUCGGCUCUCGUUUUAACAUCAUUCGCUUUGGAUCGCAUUAUGAUAUUCUAUACAACGAUGAAGUUCUUACAAUGAUCUACAACGAAGAGAAUGCGAAAAAAGCAGAAACACUAACACGUUCAAUGGAUGCUAAUUUUGGUGGAACUGAGCUGCUGCAACCUUUGCAAUACUUGAAAGAUCAUCCACCUGCUCAUGGUCGUUCACGACAAAUCUUUCUCUUGACAGAUGGUGAAAUUUCUAAUACAGACCAGGUGAUCGAAUUGUGUCGCUCCAUGUCUGCAACCACGCGUAUCUUCUCGUUCGGUCUCGGCUAUUCACCAUCUCGAGCACUUGUCAAAGGUCUCGCUCGAGCAACCAAUGGCUAUUUUGUGUUUGUUCCACCGGAUGCCAAAGUCGACAGUUAUGUUGGAAGUCAACUUGGACGAGCUCUUCAGCCAUCAUUAGUCAAUGCUCGACUCCAAUGGCAUGGCCUAUCUGUCAACGGUUCACAAGCACCACAAACCAUUCCACCACUCUACAUCAACGAUCGUGUACUUGUUUAUGCACUCUUCGCUAUGAACCCGUUCGAAAAGAAGAAUGCUAGUGUAGAUGUGAUGAUUGACGAGCACAAGAUUAGUUCGAUUCGACUAUCGGAUAGUAAGAUACGGCGAAGCGAUACAAUUCGUCGAUUAGCUGCGAAAGCGUUGAUCCAAGAGCUGGAACACAAGAAUCGCAAUGGACAGGAUGUAGAGGAUAGAAAGGCAGUUGAAGAGCGUAUCCUGCAAUUAUCACUGGAUCAUGGAAUACUGUCAGCAUACACUGCAUUUGUCGGUGUUGAAAAAAGUAGAUUAAGGGAUGAUGGAAUUACGUCUGACGUUAGUUAUAUUCCAAUUCGAGUAUCGAAAGGAGACAGAUACGUAUCUGAAUUUCCAUCAUUAGCUUCGAUGCUUGACAAAUCAAUAAGUUAUAGUGGAGAAACUCUUGUGCCGAUGCCAUUCGAAAUGACGACGAAAUAUAGUCCACAGUGGUUUUACGGAAAGUUUCAAAUUGCAGCGACAUCUAUCACCAGUACGACACGACCAUCGGGUGGAUUUAGCGGCUCUUUAGAUGACUCUGACACUACUGCUGCUGAUUAUGAUGAAGCUUUUGUCCCUACUACCACUCCUGGUACCUCAUUAUCAUACGAUCCUGUUCGCUGGUUAAUCCGCCAACAGUCAUUCAACGGUCUAUGGAAACUAUCUGAUUCGGACAUUCGAACACUGACCAGUGGAAAAGAAUUGAGUGCAUUCUCAUCAAGUGUCACUCAGAAUAGAGAUGCUUUGUCAACAGCGCUCGUUAUAGCUGUGCUGGAAUCCAAACAUGGUCAGGAGAGCAAUCUUUGGUCAGCGGUGGUGAGCAAAGGUCGCAAGCAACUGCUGGCGCUUGGUUUGAACAGCAGUGAGGUGAAUUUACUCAUUGGAGAAAUAAAGCAACAGUUGUAA